CAAAAGUCCGGAUUUAACGUCACAUUAAGCUCCGAAGGUCGCUCAUACCUGGUUCUACUGUAUACUGUUUGCUCAUACGCAUUUGAAACUAUUCAGAGUCCAUUGCUGUUCUUUAUAGGAGAAAUCUAUCUUAUUUUUUACGUAUCUUCAUAGCUCUAACAAUGCCAAGAGGAAGCAGAAGCCGAACAUCUAGGAUGGCACCGCCUGCAAGCCGGGCGCCACCACCACCCCCCAUGGCCAGGGCUGCACCUCCGUCCUAUGCCCCAGCUCCUACCCAUGCCCCUCCAUCUGCCAUGGCAGCACCUGCUACGGCCCCCAGGCAGCCUGGCAUGUUUGCCCAGAUGGCAACUACCGCUGCGGGAGUAGCCGUGGGCUCGGCUGUAGGGCACACCAUUGGCCAUGCAAUGACUGGGGGCUUUGGUGGUGGCGGAGGUAACUCAGAGGCUGCCAAGCCUGACGUCACAUAUCAGGAGCCCUACCAGGCCCAACCUAUGUACCAGCAGCCUCCCCCUAUGUAUCAGCAACCGCCCCAGUCCAUGUACACACAGGAGCCCCAAGCCCCACAGAGCUCCUGUGCAUAUGAGCUCAAGCAGUUCAUUGAGUGUGCCCAGACCCAGAGUGACCUCAAGAUGUGUGAAGGCUUCAGUGAGGUGCUGAAACAGUGCAAAACAAAUGGAUUCUCAUGAGUGUGAUGAUCCUUGACACUGCUGAAUGCACAUGAACAUGUGUAUGUACAGAUGGUGACAUUUUCAAAAGCUCAAUAGACUUAAUAUGGUAUUUAAUCAAAGGCUUAUUAAUCAUCAAUCUUACAUAAUAAAGCAGUCUGUCAGACUUGUAAAGGUGGUAUUGUGUAUAAUGUUUAUUUUUGGUUUGAGGCAUGUGUUAAGAUGACGUUCCUUGUUCCAAAUGUUCAGUAUUUCAUAGGCGUCAGUGCUUUGGCUUGUGAUGAAGGCAGUUCUUGAAUACUUUUUACCAUCACAAUGUACUCAAAUGACCUCUACACGUUCCUGAAUUAUGUGAAUUAUGGUUUUAACAUCACAAUUUGCUUUUAACAAGUAAGCAGGUUAUAAUAAAGCACCUGGGCCUUGAGUCCAUUGGACCAAGUGUGGAGUUGUUUUUAUCAGGUGUUAUUUUUCUCAGCCCUGCUGCCUACUGUAUUGCACUGUAUGUCCAUACUGCAGUACUACAUCAAGUCUUGCAUAGUGUAUGCAAAUCCAAAACAGGUUGAUAUAGUAUUGUCAUGUAUUUCACCUAUUGCAAACAUGUAACCAAAUAUUUUUCCCUUAAAGCUGUUUUGCUUUCAUCUGACCACAUGCCCUGAAGGAUACUAUACAUUUGCAGCAAGUAGAAUAAAGUUCCUGACCCAAAAACAUUAGAAGGAAAAUACUUAUAUCUGUGAUAAUAAACAUGUAAGUAAUUACUAUGAA
This is a messenger RNA of Hypomesus transpacificus, 1427 nucleotides long. RefSeq names its product coiled-coil-helix-coiled-coil-helix domain containing 2 (gene chchd2). NCBI's taxonomy places the organism in Eukaryota, Metazoa, Chordata, Actinopteri, Osmeriformes, Osmeridae. Gene Ontology annotation, biological process: positive regulation of transcription by RNA polymerase II; mitochondrion organization. Bases 162 to 686 code for a protein of 174 amino acids. Gene Ontology annotation, cellular component: mitochondrion; nucleus. The transcript has 4 exons. The record is from RefSeq and is a predicted model, not a curated record. Gene Ontology annotation, molecular function: sequence-specific DNA binding.